CUGGGAACAGCUUAUACACAUGGAUUGCAGUAUGCACGUGGUGAGUUUGUGGUUCUGAUGGAUGCAGACCUGUCGCAUCAUCCAAAAUUUAUACCUGAAAUGAUCAAACUGCAACGACACAAAAAUUACGAUAUUGUAACCGGUACGCGUUACGCACAUGGUGGUGGUGUAUGCGGUUGGGAUUUGAAACGAAAAUUGAUCAGUCGCGGUGCAAAUUUUCUGGCACAGUUUCUGCUGAGACCGGGAGUUUCGGAUUUAACCGGUUCUUUUCGACUUUAUCGUAAGGAAGUGCUGGCAAGGUUAAUCGCUGAUAGCGUCUCCAAAGGAUAUGUCUUCCAGAUGGAAAUGAUGUUUCGAGCAAGCAAAUUAAAUUACCGUAUUGGUGAAGUGCCCAUCUCGUUUGUGGAUCGUUUUUACGGUGAAUCGAAACUUGGCGGCCAAGAAAUCGUUGAUUACAUCAAAGGAUUGCUCUAUCUUUUCGUAUUUGUUUGA
This is a messenger RNA of Gongylonema pulchrum, 492 nucleotides long. The record is from the annotation of a GenBank genome assembly. Lineage: Eukaryota; Metazoa; Nematoda; Chromadorea; Rhabditida; Gongylonematidae.